AUGCCGAUUCACGCGGCAAAUCUCCAUGGUCUUAGUCGUCCUACCUCGGGUGAUCCUUCUUCGCAAACCAACUCGGUUUCUCUGCAUGCUGCUGAAUUCGGGGCUGCCACAACCCAGGAACGCCUGCAAGAUCUAGAUCGAGAAGAGGGCGAGCUGACUGAUAUGGAGGGAUCUGUAUCAGCCAAACAGAAACCUACGGGUCGAACCGACAGAGGAUCACGGAUCUCAGCGCUUCAACCAGGAAAUACCGCAACUACUUCGGAAGCUCAGCCGGCAAGUGCGGACAAGAAGUUGAUAAGUGGUCCUACGGUCCAGGACCGCAAUACGAGCAUAUCUGACCUGGAAGAGGGCGAGGCUUCCUCAACUGAGACGAGCGUAUCAAGCAGAGAAUCCGGGUCACCAUAUAACCCUCCCAUCUCUGUCGCAGCUGUGCCAUCCCCGCCUCAUCGCGAAACGGCGCAUGGCCCUUCUCCCCCAAAGAAAACGUCUUCGCCAUCUUUCAAGAACCAAAAAAUUUCGCGGGACAGCCGCAAAUCGCCGGCGCAGCUUCGAAUUCAAGCACAAGGUGCCCUUUUGAGCCUGGCGCCUCAUAAUAUACGGUACAGUGAACUAGUGGGAGAAGGAAUCAACCCCACAGUGCUGAAACAACUGUAUGAGGAGGUUGGAAUUAGAGUUCUUACACCGCAACCAGACGAUGUAGUAUCGGCGAGCAAGCCCUCCUCGAAGCCUGUUGGCCUGGAGGGAAUCAUUCCCGUUGCGGAAGAUGAUUCAAGCUCGAGCGAUAAGCUUGAGGGCCAAGGAGCCCCGAAAAGUCAAGAUGACACCCGGCAACAAUCGGCUGUGCCAGUGGCAGUCACCGAAACUAUCUCCAUCCCAGUUGUUACUUCUUUAUCCACGUCUGCUGCUAAACCACUUGAAAGAAAGGAGGUUAUCGCGCGAAUGCUCGCAGCUAAAGCGGCUAAGGCCUCGGUGACAUCUUCGACUCCUCGGAGCGAAUCUAUGAAGGAGGUGUCACCGUCAGAAAGCCCGACAUCAACGCCUGUUGAAAAAGCUGCGGCAGUCAGCUCCGAGCGUGAAACACCCACUCUGGAGAAAGAGGUGCGAGUCAGGGAGAAGAACAAAGCUCAGACUGAAUUAGCCCGACAGCGGAUUGAACAACUCAGGAAGCAAGGUUUGAUGAGAAGUCAGCAGAAGAUACAAUCUGAUCCUAUCCCUCUUGAAGAGCCGCGGUCAAGCAAUGGGGCCAGCCCAACUCCGGUUUCUCAAGCUUCCAACGCACCGCAAAUUCAGCACCCAUUGCCUGAUCGACCACCAGAGCCUGAUACUUCUGCUUCAUCCCGCAUUCCAGGGUUGUUCAUGACAGAGUCGGAACCACCUGUCGCCCGCGUCCGAGGCCUGGUAGUUGACUCGACCCCGCAGCCUCAUGUCAAUCAGCGCAAGCGCCCUAGAGCUUCCGACUUCGACGAGCCUACUCUGAUGCCCAAAAGGCCUCAAAACUCUUCAGAAGAUAGACUCAUCAUCGACAUCAGUGAUGAUGAGUUUUAUGGGGAUGAUGAGAUUGAUGACAUGGACAUUGAUCCUUCGGGAAAUACACCGGGAGAAGUUGAUUCAACUGGUCCAGAAGGUUCUGUUCGAGCAUUUCCUGCUUCAAUCGAUUUUAUUCCGCAGCGGCCAGUUACAUCAAACCAAACAAUAUCCAUGUCAGCGACACCUCAAAGUAUUCGGAAUCAUGAUCAAGUCGACUUACGGAAGAGGGAUCUUGAAAUACAAGCGAUGCACCGUCGAAUUGCUGAACUCGAACAACGAAAAAAGGCGAAGUUAGUCGCAAGUAGAACAGAGUCGCCUCGUCCUUCUGAUUUGGUGGUACCAUCUCCUGGGGCGAACUCCGCACCAACUGACCACGAAACUCGACAUAUCAACACCGCUCCUGCGGAGCCUGUAGCUGCCAAAGUUCCUCCUCAGGUAGCUAUCGUGCAGGCUGCGUCCGAAGCGAUUUCAGCUGUUCCUGCUUCGGAUUUCGAUAUUCCGACGCAUCUUCCACCCGGUUCAACUGCCCGCAUUGCGGCCAUUGUGGACACCAAAGACCUUGAAGAGAUGCGCUCGAAAUUGUUAAGAAAGAAAGAGAUAGAGUCCGGCAUUCCCGUUUUGGAUGCCGAAAUACGAAACUAUGAAGCCAGGUUGGCGGACUUCAACAAAGAAGUGGAAUUGUUAAUUCAUGAUAUUGCAAGAGGGAAAGAAGGAAGACAGCAGCUUCUUGAAGAACUGCGCAGUCUUGAUAACGAGUUGAAGGGGCUUACAUUGGAAGAGCUACAGGUAGCGCAGCAUAAGCUGGAGUCUCAGGAAAAUGUCCAAACUUUGGAUGAAGCCUCCAUACGUCGCCAAAGUCCGGGGGAUGAAUAUACUCCGUCAUUGCCAGAUGCCUCCGUGGCCGAGGCGCAGAGCCAAAUUGAGCCACGAUCUGUUUCAGCAUCUCUAGGUGUCCAGAAAGCGCCUCUGGGAGAUGCUCCUCUUUCCUCAGACGUGUCGAUGGAUGCGGGCGAAUCACCUGCCGCCAUGGAAAUAGAAAAUGGCAUGUCCUCCGCUUCGUCGUCAGAUUCUCAAGGAUCAUCAAUGGAUGAAUCUAUCAGUGCCAACGACGAAUCUGGCUCUGCUGCCGAUGGGGAGGAAUCCAUGGAAUGUGAAACGCCUGAGCUCGAGCCUAUCGCGGUCCCAGCCCCUGACAGCGGACCCCCCAUUGAUCAAAAGACAUUGAGCAACGAAAGCACAGUCAACCUUGUGCUUCCAGAGCCUAUUUCUACACCACUUACCCCAACUCAGGGGGAGAUGGCGCCGGAUGGCGUCAUUGAAGAAGUUGGGCCACUUGAGAAUCACGCAUCCCGCGAAUCUUCGGUCUCCGAGGCGUAUGAGCCUCCGGAACCUGAAGCAGACAAGAGUGACAUCGACUCUGCUUAUACACCUCGUUUCAGCCCUGUCUCUCCCGGCCCUAUGGAGUCCAAGGAGAUCUCUCAGGAUUCAGAAACUGAUCUGCCGCUAAUUGGAACGGUCCAGGAAUUGGAUGCCCAACCCGCAGCUAUCACCCACGAAAAUGGCACUUUGGAUAAUAAGUCUCAACCGGAGAACACUACUCCCAGGUUUACACCCUACCAGAGUCCGCUGAGAUACUUCAAAGCCUACCGCUACCACCCCCGAUUCACUGAGAAUGUUCCAGGCGGCUUUCGAUCUCUAACAUACAGCCAUAAUAUCGAUUCUAUGAAGUACCUCUGUCCUUAUGAGGCUACAGGUGGUGUCUGCAAUGAUCGAUCAUGCGAGUUCCAGCAUAUCCGGGACAUGACUCUUAGCGAUGACAAGAUCCUCGUGCAGAUGGGAUCGCUUCGAGAGGGCAAGACGCCUGAAGAGAAAGAUCAAUACAUCGCUGGACUGAAACAGAUCAUCAAUGAGAUGCGGCGCGACAAGGUGAAGGACUUCAACACUGUGGCCACGGAGAUAGCCGCAUACCGUAGACGCUUCCUCCAAGAUCCCUCCCGAGUUCUGCCCUUGUAA
Molecule: messenger RNA, 3540 nt
Organism: Aspergillus clavatus NRRL 1
Lineage: Eukaryota; Fungi; Ascomycota; Eurotiomycetes; Eurotiales; Aspergillaceae
Exons: 5
Coding region: 1-3540 (1179 amino acids)
Cellular component (GO): exosome (RNase complex); nucleus
Source: RefSeq, a predicted model, not a curated record